Molecule: messenger RNA, 890 nt
Organism: Vigna unguiculata (cowpea)
Lineage: Eukaryota; Viridiplantae; Streptophyta; Magnoliopsida; Fabales; Fabaceae
Source: RefSeq, a predicted model, not a curated record
GUGAACGAAAAGUUAGAUUCACUUUUCUGUGGAUUUCGUUGGUUUUGGUCGCUCUCCCAACAAUUGUUACCCAUCUGAUCUUAAAACCCACUUCGUUUCGAUAAAAUAGAACCACGUCAACACUUUCUGAAAAACCCCACAUAGAUUUCCCCGUUAACCUUAAACGCAGCAACCUUAAACCCAUCAUGACACAGAUUAAAUCUACCCACGAAACAACAAACCCACUCUCAGUUAAUGAAAAUGGAGAACCCAAUUUUCCUGAGAGAUCGAAGCAUUCAGAAGAUGAGAACAGGGAAAGUGAUGGACUGAGAAGUGGUAUCGAUGAGAAGACUUCAAUGGAUGAUGUUAGGGCUCCAAAUGUGUUCGAGAGAGCAAAGGAGGAGUUUCAAGCCCUUUCUGAGGUCUUCCAUCACAAGAGAAAGGUUUCUGCUUCUGAUAUAAGAGAUGAAAAUCAAAUGGCUGAGUCAUCAAAACAUAACCAAGAAGCCACAACCUCUCCAUCAGACAAUUUUUUAUUGGCAGCAAACAUAUUUGUGAAGGCUAAGGAAGAGAUUAAAGGCAUGAUACACCACGACAAGUCAAAACACCACCAUAAAGAAACUCAUGGAAGGAACGAUGACAUCACUGAGAAUACUCCUCUCGAUGAAAUUAAGGGUCCGAAUGUGUUUGAAAGAGUAAAAGAAGAGUUCGAAGCUGUUUUCCAAGCUAUUCAUCCAAAGUAGGACAGCUACAAAUUUUCGAAUUUCGAUUCUUUCUUGAAUUUUUUUAUCAUUUGAGACAACGUUUGUAUCAAGAUCCAACACUGACCCACAAAUAAUAAUUUGUGAAAAGAAAUAGUUGUGUUGCUCUCACGAUUCGCAAAUGUUGGAUAGGGUAUUUAAGUAUUUCUU